GGCUGUAGAAACUCAUACAUCACCUCACAACACGCGAGGAGAGCAUCAUAGUUAUUAGCCACAGGAUCUUCUUCGCAAACUUUCUGAUUCAUACGAAUAACAUCUGCCACCGCCCGAAUCAUGGCUACAGGACAGAAACUUUAUCCUCGAGCCAAUCUUAAGAAGAUUGUUAAAGCCCAUUCCAAGCGCAAUCUCACCAAAAAUGUUGAUGUAUUGAUCUUCCUUGACUAUAUGCUUUUUCUCGAAACGUUGAUGAAGGAAGCUGGUAUCAAUGCGAAGCAGGCUGGAGAGCGUGGCAUUAGUGCCAAGAGUAUAAAAAAAGUCACUGAAGUAUGUCUGGCUUUCUUGCUGCUUAUACUCAUAAUAACCAUCUCAAACUAGCUAUCACUAUCGAAAUUCAAGGGAUGAUGCGCGAGGUUCGAAAAGUGGUUGUAUAAAUGAUAUGGUGAAUCCGCUCUCACAGAAGGGAUGCGCCUCGAGAGUGAUUGAAUUCGAGGGGGAAUACGGGAAUAUGAUAUUUCCCUACUCAAAGUAGAUACUUCGAACAAUGGAUUGGACCGCAGAUGGCGAUGCGAAGAGUACCCAGGUACCAUGGCAUUGGGGUUCGACGAGCAUGGGGAAGAAGAUUGCAUUGGAUCGAUGUGCGAGGCUGUGCAUUUCACGGAGCUCGGGGGACAAGGCGAAGAUGACCGGACGGUAGCAACUCUUUUUAGACAUACAUCAAUCACUGGAGGUUGACUUGGUUGAAAUGCAUUAAAACAAGAAUACAAGAAUACUUAAUACAUACAGCUCAGCUUCA
Botrytis cinerea B05.10 is the source of this 799-nucleotide messenger RNA. RefSeq lists its product as hypothetical. The transcript is spliced from 3 exons. The coding region runs from base 121 to 381 and encodes 86 amino acids. Gene Ontology annotation, biological process: kinetochore assembly; mitotic cell cycle; chromosome segregation. Gene Ontology annotation, cellular component: kinetochore; nucleoplasm. Lineage: Eukaryota; Fungi; Ascomycota; Leotiomycetes; Helotiales; Sclerotiniaceae. The record is from RefSeq and is a predicted model, not a curated record. Gene Ontology annotation, molecular function: protein heterodimerization activity.